CUUCUGGCUGACUUGUCCAUUGGUUACAAUGAGCUUCUUCUUUGGUGCUGGUGCCUCUGCAAAUAAGAAACCUACUGACUUGGUAGACAAAAAUGACAGAUCAGAUCUCAACAACUCGCCAGCUUUUCUAAAAUUCACCAAUCUUGAGUUCACACAGUUGAUCUUGGAGGAUCCCCCUUUUAUUUUGAGCAUGGGUGGUUCGAAUGGCAGCAUUUACCUUGAGAAAGAAGACCAGAAGUGGGAAUUGCUCACUGCAAAGAUCAAUCAGACCUACAAUCUCUCCUACAACAAUGGUGUUCUACAAAACCAUUUGAUUUAUCUAUUGAAUUUUUUCAAAAGUCAAAUUGACUUCUUUUUUGAAGAUUUUUAUAGGUCUUUGCAUAGCUACCAACACAGUGUGGCUAAUAAAAGUAAUGGCGCUAAUCAACAUACCGAUACUACCAAUACCAAUAUUACUGUUGCUAAUAACAAUAACAAUAAUAAUAAUAAAAACAACAAUAAUAAUAACAACAAUAAUAGUGUUAAUGACAUUAAUAGCUUAAUGAAUUACGACAAUUUAUUUAUGGAUGAUGUACAGUUCACAAAACUAAUUCAAAGCUAUUUUUUAAGAAACAAUUUAUCUCAUCCUUUAUUUAAAGGAUUGAAUUAUGAGACAAGGGAUUUAUUGUCCAAUUUAAUUGCGAUUCAUCUAAUGAAAAGAAUCACGAAAUACCAAUCUUACUUCAGAUUAUUAAACCAAAAUUUGUUCAAUUAUCCUCCAAGUAAAUCUUCUAAAAAAAAGUAAUUUGAUUUGUAAAUUAUUUUACUUAUAA
Ascoidea rubescens DSM 1968 is the source of this 812-nucleotide messenger RNA. RefSeq lists its product as uncharacterized. NCBI's taxonomy places the organism in Eukaryota, Fungi, Ascomycota, Saccharomycetes, Ascoideales, Ascoideaceae. The record is from RefSeq and is a predicted model, not a curated record. The transcript has a single exon. The coding region runs from base 29 to 784 and encodes 251 amino acids.